Rodentolepis nana is the source of this 318-nucleotide messenger RNA. Lineage: Eukaryota; Metazoa; Platyhelminthes; Cestoda; Cyclophyllidea; Hymenolepididae. The record is from the annotation of a GenBank genome assembly.
AUGACCCACCUGAUUCGGUGUCCAGCUCUAAAGACAACGCAGACCCACCUGAUUCGGUGUCCAGCUCUAAAGACAAGGACAUGGAGUCUGAUUGUGAAACCUACAGGAGGAAAUGGAGAAGACCCAUCUGAUUCUCUACAGGAGAAAAUGGAGAAGACCCACCUGAUUCGGUGUUCAGACGGAGAAGACCCACCUGAUUCGGUGUCCAGCCCUAGAGACAAGAAGAAGACCCACCUGAAUCGGUGUCCAGCCCUAAAGGCAAGGACGGAAAGCCAGAGAUACUGGGGAGAAAGAAGACAGCUAAUGAAUUGUUAUUAA